Vigna angularis (adzuki bean) is the source of this 2444-nucleotide messenger RNA. Its product is annotated as clathrin coat assembly protein AP180. NCBI's taxonomy places the organism in Eukaryota, Viridiplantae, Streptophyta, Magnoliopsida, Fabales, Fabaceae. Gene Ontology annotation, cellular component: clathrin-coated pit; clathrin-coated vesicle. Gene Ontology annotation, molecular function: phosphatidylinositol-4,5-bisphosphate binding; SNARE binding; clathrin heavy chain binding. The transcript has a single exon. Gene Ontology annotation, biological process: vesicle budding from membrane; clathrin-dependent endocytosis; clathrin coat assembly. The record is from RefSeq and is a predicted model, not a curated record. The coding region runs from base 199 to 2400 and encodes 733 amino acids.
UUUUCCUUUCCUACCUUUACUCUCGAUCAUAGUUUUCCGUGAAUAUCUGAGACAAAAGAUGUUCUAUGGAAAUCCUAUGAGUUUUGUUAGGAAAAAGUUCAUGAGCAAGCGUCCAUUGCGUAGUGAUGUUAGAAUUGUGAGGGGAGACGGGUGCAAAGAAAGAGAUCAAAUUCUCAUUCUCAAUCAAUUUGAUUCAUCAUGCCAAGCAGGCUCAGGAAGGCAAUUGGAGCUGUGAAGGACCAAACAAGCAUUAGCCUAGCCAAGGUUACCAAUGCAGCCAAUCUUGAUGUCAUCAUCCUGAAAGCCACAACCCAUGAUAAAAACCCCAUUGAAGAGCGUUAUGUGAAUGAGAUUUUGAACAUAGUCUCCUCUAACAAAUUGUGUGCAUCUGCAUGUGCUCAUUGUAUAGGCAAACGCAUUGGUAAGACCCGCAAUUGGGUUGUUGCCCUCAAAUGUCUCCUCAUUGUCCUUAGAAUCUUUCAAGAUGGUGAUCCAUAUUUUCCUAGGGAAGUCUUCCGUGCAAUGAAAAGGGGUGCCAAAAUUCUCAACCUUUCAGGUUUCAAGGAUGAUUCCAAUUCUAGCCCUUGGGAUUACACCGCAUUCGUUAGAUUAUUUGCUUUGUACCUCGAUGAACGCUUGGAUUGCUUCCUCACUGGAAAGCUCCAACGGCGAUUCAAGCAUCACAACCACUUUCACCAGAUGAACCAGGUGACCAAGACGUCCAAUGAGCCAUGUAUCAAAGACAUGAAACCUAUAAUUGUGCUUGACAGAAUUUCUCACUGGCAAAGGUUAUUGGAUAGAGCCAUUUGCACAAAGCCUACAGGGUCUGCCAGGACCAACCGCUUGGUUCAGAUUUCUGUUUAUGCUAUUGUACAAGAAAGCUUUGAUCUUUACAGGGAUAUCUCUGAUGGUCUUGGUGUUAUCUUGGAUAACUUCUUCCAUUUGCCAUUUUGGGCUUGUGCUGAAACAUUCAAUGCUUGCGUUAAAUCCUGCAAGCAGUUUGAUGACUUAUCAGCUUUCUAUUCUUUUUGUGUGAGCAUUGGAAUUGGAAGGUCCUAUGACUACCCCAAAGUGCAAAAGGUCUCUGAAGAACUUAUGGAAACAUUGCAUGACUUCUUCAGAGACCAAGCUUUUCUCACCACAAAUAAUAAUUCAAAGCACCUCCAUUCUCCUCCACACAAGGAUCUUAAAGGCUCAAGUUCAUCCCAUGACGAGGGUAUGGAAAGAUGCGAGACACUUGAAAGUUUGUUUGAAACAGAAUCCGAUUUUGGGUCACAGUGUACAUCGUUGAAAGAUCUCAUGACUUCUAUCGACGUUGCCCUUAGUCCUAGUAGAUCACUUGAGGAAGACAUGAAUUCGGAGCAAUCAGACAAAGAUGAGAAAGAAUCGGUAUCUGAUGGUUAUGUUAGUGCAAAUAGUUUUGCUUCUGCCACAUCAUUUCCAUUUCAUCAAACAUCAAGGUCGAGUUUGGAUGCUGUAAGUUUUGAUGAAUUGCCGCGGGAACUGCAUCAAAAUCAAACGAAUGAUUGGGAACAACAAAAUCAAACAAAUGAUUGGGAGAAACAAAAUAAAACAAAUGAGUGGGAGCAACAAAAUAUCCAAGCAGUUUCCAACAAUAUCACCAAAGAUUGUUGGGAGUUAGUUUUGGCAAAGACAGUAACUGCACCUGCUGAAACAUCACCCAAAUUGACAAAUGGGAUUAUCCCAUUUGUCACCUUGUCUGAUCAACCUUUAGUUCCUCAACACAACUACAAUCCGUUCCUGGAUGACACAGUGAAUGUUGCUCCAUUUGCAACAACUGGUGAUAAAUUCAUUGAUGUGGCACCAACAUUUAAGGCAACAACAACUCAAGCCAACCUUUAUGCACAGGAUCUUAUUGUACCAACCAUCUCAGAUCAAAGUUCCAGUUCAGUUGCAAAUCCCGAUCUAUCUUUUGGUGACAUGUAUCCAAAUGAGACAUCAAAGGAUCUCACUUCUUUUGAGACCAACAUAACAGUGCCAUCAAUUUUUACAAAACCAAGUUUCCAGACUCGAUGCUCUUUUAUGAACGAUUCAUUUCCAACAUUUCAAGUGCACAGGUCAAAUAUUGAUGCCAUAAUGGAAACACCAACUCUUCCUACUCUUCAGAAUCCUAACCUAUGUUUUAUUCCCUUACACUUCAAAGACCAGAAUUUUUAUGCUUCAGCAAUGCCACCAACAUUUAGUGCAAAGGAUUACAAUGGGACAACAUUAGCAACAUCAAUAGACAAUGAUCUUUUUGGAACAUGGCCCGGUGAAAAUACCAAUGAACUAACUUUAAAUGUAUCAAUGCAAGAGGAUACUUUAUUGCGGCAACAACAACUUUGGUUGGAGCAACAACAGAGUAUCAUAUCAAAGCAUUCGAGUUCAGUUUUCAAAUAAGAAUGAUUGAGCAUUGAAAUUUUGUAAAAAUAUAUAAGUUACUG